GCGCAGUAUAAAGCCCCGCCUCUAAUGGGUGGAUCAAGCAGAGAAGUCAUCUGAGAUUCUGAGUUUCACUGAACUUUGAACUCUCUAAAUCUCUCUGUUUUAAAAUCGUAUCUCCAGCUACGACAAUGCCUUCCAACAAGAAGGCAGUCAAAGCUGGAGAGAAAGGAGAGCCCCCUCCUGCUCAACCUCAGCCGCCAGGAGAUGACAAUACUUCAAACAAUGCCUCUGCUCCAAAGUUUUGUAGCUGGCAUCUACUUGCUCUCCUCCCUAUUAUACUGGCUUUUGUAAUUUAUCACAUACCGACAUUGCAUGAAGAAUAUAUGGCCAGGAUGGGGUAUGGUGAAGUGCCACAAUAUGAGAUACCAGCUCCAGCAAUGAAUCAUUUCAGGAUAUACGAUGCUAAUGCUGAUGGUAACAUAGAUCCUUAUGAGUUUAUGCAGAUUAUACAAGAUCUUAAUAUAUCAUUAUUCGAGACUGCUGGGAAUGAAAGUAGCUUACGGGAGGUGUAUUCUUUUGUUGAUGCUGCACUUGGUCCUGAUAAAGAAGGAAUUACUGUAAUGGCAGAGUAUGUACCUCUUGAUUUAAAAACAAUGAGCAAGUUUACCAAUAAAGAUCAAUUCUUGUUUGGAUCACCUGAUCAACUUCUUCCUGGUCUAGUGAAAUGGAAAAAUGUUCAUCACCCAAUUCAUACUUUUGGGACUGGAAAUUUCAAAAUUUUCCUUCCACCAGAAGGGAAACAAGUUGGGGAACCUUACUAUGUAGUUGACUCUGAGUAUUUUGGGCGCCGUCCUCAUAUGAAUGUGUACUAUCCUCCAGCUCCUCGUGGCAACGAAGUUUUCCUUCACGCUAUCCUUUCCAUGUUUCAUCCUAAUGUCUUUGUUAACACAAGAUUUGGCCCAAGAGGCACACUGGCUGUUUUAAGGGCUGAAAAUGAUACAUUUUAUGAUAUUGUUAUCAGGUCACAUAUUGAGUUCCAGUUGAACACUGAGCCCAGUUAUCCUUUCUGGUUUACUCCAGCUCAGCUUGCUGGCCGUCUCAUUAUUAGUAAAGAUGCUUCACAUAUUGAGUAUUUUGAAAUGAGUCUACCUACAAAGAAUGCUCUUAAUAUUGAUAUGGAGUGGUUGACAGGGCCUGAUCAGAAUGAGGUUGAUAUUGGUUUUGUUCCAAAGAUGAAGUUGUAUUCUUCAAGUCCCAGCAUAUUGUUUACUGAUAACACAGAGGUAUCCAUUGAAGUGCCUGAUUCUCAACCUGUCUAUCCUUUCCAUGAACUCUCAUGGAAUAAUGAGAUAUCAGUUGAUGAAGCUGUUAUCAAACUGGAAAAGACACUUUAUCCUUUUAAAGAAGUUCCUUAUCUUCCAUUUCUUGAAGCAUUUGAUACUGCUAAAAAGGAGAACAAAUUAAUUCAUUCUAUAAUCUUGUGGGGGGCACUGGACGAUCAGUCAUGCUGAGGUUCCGGGCGAACACUCAGGGAUGGUCCCCUGGGUUGUUCGCCCGUUAAAAAUCUCCUUACUGAGAGAUUUGUGUCUAGUUGGUCUUUUGUGAAGGAUGUACAGGAUAUUAUUAAUAACAGUACUUACAGUCCUGAGGAGAAGAAGCUUGCACAGCUUUCACUGGAUAGUUACAAUUUUCCAGUUGAAAUGAUGGUAGUUGCCCCUGAUGGUGAAGUACUGGUGCAUUCCAAUGCCAAUUCUCUUCUUCAUUUAUCUGAGGAAGAGACCUCAUUAACUCCUUUUGAGACUGAACAGCCUCUUAACAUCAAGUAUAAAAAGUUUCUUCAAGAGGGUAUUAGUAAAUUUGAAUCGAAAACUAUAUAAGCUGCUGUUUUGUUUGCACAUUAUUCUUAUUUUUUGUUUUCUUAUUAUUAUGGAUUGCUUGGCAAUUAUUGAUUGUGACGACAUUCAUGAAAUCCAUUAUUUUGGCAGUGAAUGUCUGAUUUUUUAAUCAAUUUUUUCUUUGCAAUAAAAAAAUAACUCUUCAAUUUAA
Messenger RNA from Amphimedon queenslandica, 1983 nucleotides. RefSeq names its product selenoprotein N-like. The record is from RefSeq and is a predicted model, not a curated record. Gene Ontology annotation, molecular function: calcium ion binding. Lineage: Eukaryota; Metazoa; Porifera; Demospongiae; Haplosclerida; Niphatidae. Gene Ontology annotation, biological process: calcium ion homeostasis; skeletal muscle fiber development. Gene Ontology annotation, cellular component: endoplasmic reticulum membrane. The transcript has 11 exons.